UGCAAGUAGGACGUUAGAUAUCCAUCCUCGAGCGAUCCGUCGUUGACCAUCCCUCACCAAGUCGUCCAUUGAUUGUCUGUGCUGGUGGGUUCUUCUUGUGCAUAGCAGUCUCUCAAGAUGUCUGCUCAAAACUCCGCGGGCAUUCAAACCCUACUUGAUGCCGAAAAAGAAGCUCAGAAGAUUGUUCAGAAAGCUCGAGAAUACCGAACCAAGAGAGUAAAAGACGCCAAAACAGAAGCCCAGAAGGAGAUUGAUGAGUACCGAACCAAGAAGGAGGACGAGUUCAAGAAAUUCGAGGCAGAGCAAAGCAGCGGCAAUCAGAAAGCUCAAGAUGAUGCCAGCAAAGACGCCGAUGCCAAAGUCAAGGAAAUCGAAGCUGCAGGCAAGAAGUCGGGCUCCAAAGUCGUGGACAACCUGAUCAAAGCAGUCACAACCCCUACACCUGAAGUUCCCGAUAAGGUCUCACACGAGCAAUGAGACGAUAGAGAGACUGUGACCACCCACUACAAUAACUCUGAAAGAAUUGCCAGGUCUCAUUGGCCCGGGGUCUUGAAUCCUUGGAUGGUUCAGGUGGCUGUGGCGGGGAAUUGUUGGGCGUAAGGGACUACUUGUACAGGUUGAAUAUAGAUCAAUUAGUGGAUUACAUUAUGACGAUGAAGCUUUGGGGGACCAGGACCAGAACCAGAGUCAAUGGCACAAAGACAAAGUUCUGCCCUGCAUGAACUCCCAGGGUAGCUGAGUAAACUGAUCCAUGGCCUCGA
Exophiala mesophila is the source of this 761-nucleotide messenger RNA. RefSeq names its product V-type ATPase, G subunit. Gene Ontology annotation, cellular component: vacuolar proton-transporting V-type ATPase complex. NCBI's taxonomy places the organism in Eukaryota, Fungi, Ascomycota, Eurotiomycetes, Chaetothyriales, Herpotrichiellaceae. Gene Ontology annotation, molecular function: proton-transporting ATPase activity, rotational mechanism. Gene Ontology annotation, biological process: proton transmembrane transport. The record is from RefSeq and is a predicted model, not a curated record. The coding region runs from base 118 to 477 and encodes 119 amino acids. The transcript has 6 exons.